CCGUUGGCAGAUCGCAGUUCAGUCAAUGCUUGGGUCUGGUGCGCGUCGUUCGACUCUGCCCAAUUGAUAUAGUUAGUGAAUAUAUUAUAUACAUACACACACUCGUCUAUAUACACAUAUAUAGAUAGAAACAUUUUUUUUUUUCUGUGUUACGAUUACCGUUGUUAUUGUUGUUAUUCCGAUUUGCGUCGCAGUCCCGGCUGGCCAAACAGAAGAAGCGAUGCGAUCGCGCGCACACAGAGGAGAAGCAGAGACAGCCAUAAAGAGCUUAUAGAAAAUAAAGUACAACAACAACCACAAUAAGAAAACAACACACUCUUGAAUAACAAACAACAAACACACACACACACACACCCACACACACACACACACACACACACACAUACAUACGUGCAUAUAAAGAAAUACAUAUAGAGAGAGACUCGCAUUGGCAUUGCAUCGAUAGAGGCAGCCGUAUAGGCCAGUAGUGAAGUUGAUCGGAGCAAUGGAGCUGUAUACGUCGGAUAGCUCGGACACCGAUUCGCGCGAGCAGAAGACCAUCGACUUUGGUCGCAUGAAUCUGGAUGUGGGCACACUGGAGGAUCACCUCAGCUCGCCACACAAGGCGCUGCUGAAGACCAGCGGCGACAUCGAGACCAUGCUGCUCAAUCACAAUCGCCUGGUGGCGCUGCCGCGCGUGCUGCAGCAGUUCACCAAUCUCAAGAUACUCGAUCUGAGCUCAAAUGCGCUCACCCAGCUGCCGGAUGCCAUUUGCCAGCUGCCGCUGGUCACGCUGAUAGCCAAGAAUAAUCUGUUGACCAACUCGUCGCUGCCCAAAUCCCUGCUCACCAAGCAGAUGGGCAAUGUGCAUGGCGGCACCUCCACGCUGAAGGAGCUCAAUCUGAGCGGCAAUCAGCUGAUCCACUUCCCCGAACAGGUCACCGAGCUGCGCCAGCUCAAGUAUCUGUAUUUGGGCGGCAACAAGAUCUCGAGCAUAUCCAAGGAUAUCUGGAAGAUGCAAAGCCUUCAUGUGCUUUCGCUGGGCGGUAAUCUGGUCAACGAGGUGCCCGAGGCGGUUGGUUCCCUCAGCCAGCUGCAGGCGCUGGUGCUCUGCGACAAUCUCAUCGAGAAUCUGCCGAUGAGCAUUGCGCGCUUGAAGAACCUGAAGUCGCUGCUGCUGCACAAGAAUAGACUGAAGCACUUGCCCAAAGACAUUGUCGCCCUGAAGAACCUGACCGAGCUGAGCUUGCGCGACAAUCCGCUGGUGGUGCGCUUUGUGCAGGACAUGGCACUGAAGCCGCCGACGCUGCUGGAGCUGGCCGGGCGCAUUGUGAAGGCCAGCGGGCAGCGUCCCGGGCCGGAGGAUGUGCCGCGCACCCUGGUCGACUAUCUGAACAGCGCCAAUUGCUGUGUGAAUCCCAACUGCAAGGGCGUCUUCUUCGACAAUCGGGUGGAGCACAUCAAGUUCGUGGACUUCUGUGGCAAAUAUCGCGUCCCGCUGCUGCAGUACCUCUGCUCAUCGAAGUGCAUCGAGCCCGAGGAGCUGUCGCGCGCAUCCAGCAGCAAUGCGAGCAGCGCCAGCAGCGGCUUCAUGAUGCGCAAGGUGCUCCUGGGCUAGGCGCGCCCAGUUGACCCGCACCCAGGUCCCGGACCGGAUCCGUGAUGUGUGCCCAACCGACAAGUCGACGAGUCCGUUAGCCAGUCGGCCAGGCCAACAACGGAACGGAACGGUAUCGCUCGUCCGUUGGCUGUGCUCGUGGUUGUUGUUGUUGUUGUCGUUGUUGCUGCUGCUGCUCCUGCUGCUGCUGCUGCUGCUGUUGCUUUUGAUGUUGCGCACUCGGAUAUCCAUUGGCUACACUGCAUUACCAAAUUGUUAACCAUAUUUGCCAUAUGAAUUUUUUGUUCAUUGUUGUGUUAUAUAAUGCUCCCCCUACCCCUAAACCAACCCCCGCAGAAAACAUGAAAUAUAUAUAUCCACACAUAUAUCUAUACACACAUAAA
Drosophila mojavensis is the source of this 1980-nucleotide messenger RNA. RefSeq names its product leucine-rich repeat-containing protein 58. The record is from RefSeq and is a predicted model, not a curated record. The transcript is spliced from 3 exons. The coding region runs from base 485 to 1597 and encodes 370 amino acids. NCBI's taxonomy places the organism in Eukaryota, Metazoa, Arthropoda, Insecta, Diptera, Drosophilidae. Gene Ontology annotation, molecular function: protein binding.